AUGGACAUACUAAAACUGCUUGUGGAAAACCCGCUGGCAAUUUUCUCCCUAACAAAAGAUGACUCGACCAUAGAUAAAAUCAACAGCAUCACCAAGCUGUUCUUGGACCCGAUUGCCAAAGACAACUCGGUGCUAGAUGAGAUAUAUGUUGAUGGCCUCGAUGCCACACAGGUUUACGGUCAGGCAAAGAUGGUUCUUAGCGGCGUCGGUGAGUCACUCUUAUACGAAAAGCUUCCUGAACUAAGAAAGAAGUAUGGCGCUCGUGGCCUGGAGCCGGCUGGUCUGGAGCCUGAGGCGCUGGAGAGCGAAGAGGAAGAAGAAGAAGAAGAGAAGGAAAAGAGUGAAGGAGAGAAUGAAGGGGGAGAGAAAACUGAAGAAAGUGAAGAUGAGGAUGGUGAAACCAAGGCAAGUGACAGCGAAGAUGAUGCGGCCUCUGACUUUGAGGGCCCCGAAUCUGACCAUUCGGACCUGGACUCCGAUACCAAAGUCGGUACUGAAGAAGAGCCUGCUAAGAUCGAGAAGGACGCUUUUGGGCUCAACGACGAAUUUUUCGAUAUCGACGAUUUCAACAAGCAGAUAGUGGAGCUUGAGGACGACCCCAGUGACAAUGACGAGCAGAUCGACUACUUUGGCGAUUUGAGUGAUGAGGACGACAGCGAGGCAGAGAUGGACUACUAUGAUGGAUUUUUCGAUAAACCAGGGCGCAAAAGGUCCAAGAAGAAUGCUGUGGCGAGUCAGGAGGAUCAGAAUAAUGUGAGCGAGUUGGAGGAUGAAGAGUACGAAGAUGCUGUCGAUGGGGCCAUGUUAGAUCUUUUUGCAGACGAGGAUGAGCACGAGAAGGAGCACAAGGAAAACCAGUCUUCUUUUGAGAAACAGCAGGAAAAACUUCGAGCUGAGAUCGCCAACUUGGAAGCCGAGCUUGUGGCAGAGAAAAAAUGGACCAUGAAAGGUGAGGUUCGCUCCCGUGAUAGACCCACUGACUCGCUUCUAGACGAUGAUGAAGCACCUUCUCUUGAGUUCGACCGCACGUCCAAGCCAGUUCCUGUCAUAACAGAUGAAGUGACGGAGAGUAUCGAGGAUCUCAUCAAAAGAAGAAUUAAAAAUGACGAAUUUGACGACCUACCAAAAAGAUUAAUCACAGAUAUCUCCCAAUACACGCAGAAGAAGAAAACGGAGGUUUCUGAGGAGAAGAGCUCGAAGUCUUUGGCAGAAAUUUACGAAGACGAGUACCAUGGAGUCGACCCUGAUCAAAAGAUCUCAGAGGAAGUGCAACAGGCACACGAUGAAAUCACAGACUUGUUUACAAAGCUUAAUUACAAACUCGACUCGUUAUGCCUGGCUCACUACAUACCGAAACCCCACGAGUUCAAGACGAUCGACAUCAAAGUCACCGACGGAGCGGCUUCAAUCAACAUGGAGGAUGCUCAGCCAUUGCAUGUUUCUGAAGAAACCACCCUUGCCCCACAAGAAGUGUACAAGAUUGGCGACGAUAAGGCACAGGCCAAUGGAGCUGAGGGCGUGAAGGAAGUACAGUUGAAGAGCGGAUUGUCAUACUCCAAAGACGAGCUCAGCACCGAGGACAAGCAGAGAUUAAGAAGAGCAAAGAAGAGAGCUAAGUCGAAGCACAUGAAGGAGAUCAAUGAAGCGAGAGAGCAGAGGAAAAAGCAAAUGUCCGAUGGUGGAGAUAAGAAGCGUCAAAAGGUGGGCGAUGCAUUGGGCGAUUUGGCGAAGGCAAAGAAUGUCACUGUGAUAGACAAGAAGGGACAAAUGAGAGAUGCCCUGGGGCAGUUGAAGAAGCAAAAGGGCCCCCAGUCGGGCUCGGAUUUCAGGUUAUAG
Molecule: messenger RNA, 1836 nt
Organism: Candidozyma auris
Lineage: Eukaryota; Fungi; Ascomycota; Pichiomycetes; Serinales; Metschnikowiaceae
Gene: MPP10
Product: rRNA-processing protein MPP10
Exons: 1
Coding region: 1-1836 (611 amino acids)
Biological process (GO): rRNA processing
Cellular component (GO): nucleus; Mpp10 complex; small-subunit processome
Source: RefSeq, a predicted model, not a curated record